AUGGGGGGCACGGCCGACGGCCGCACCAUCGCAGGGGCCAAGAAGGCCGCGCACAGACUGGCGGUGAGCAGCAGGGAGGAGGAUCGCAAUGAGGCACCAGUUCUGCAAAACCUACUCAAGGUCGUUUCCUCUGCCGAGAACCUGCAGGUCGCGCGGAUCGCCACCAUGCAGGACGACGGGGAGCUUGAGAAGGACAUCCAGGUGUUGCUCGAUCACGGUGCUCAGUUUCCUCCGUCUGUGAUGGGGGCGCUGGUGACCAGGAAGAUCCAAGUUUGCAUCAGGGAGCAGAAGUGGUCCGACUUGUUGACCAUAUGCAGCCCAUGGGUAGUUCAGGGCAAGACCAGCCCCUUCGACCCGCUGAAUCCCACUUUGGCCGCGUGCGACGAAACCUUCGAGGGCAAGUUGGGGCUGUUCAACACGAUCGUGUUCGAGAGGACUCUGAUACCGAUGGCCCGAAAGGGCGCGGAUAAGAUCGAUGCAAUGAUUGCCUUCGUCAAUGUCUGCGUUCACGCGUUCGCGGCCGUGGACCUCGUCGACUUGGACGCCGAGGCCGCUGUGGCCCUCGACCAGUGGAAGACUUGCUGGAACUGCUUGCUUGCCAUUGGGAGUACCGGCGACUUGCGCAUGGAUCACAAGGACCUGCGCGCAUGGCAAUUGUACACCUUAGACGCCGUCUCUGAAGUGCACCGCAACAUGGACAAGACGUCUAAGAGCAUACUCGUCAUGCUGGCUGGCGCGAUUCACAACUGCCAGCUUUGGCGCACGAGGAUCUGCGACUAUGUGAAGAAGAUCCCAGCGAUGGAUACGCAUGGCAGCGACUUCUUGCGCAUCAAGAGGAUGAUGAAGGAGUUGCCCACCGAUAUCCCGAAGGCCAUUCAGCAUAUCCACGAAGUGACGACCAAGCUGUCAGUGUUUAGUCAAGCGCUGCGCGAAGGUGCUUCGGAUACUCUGAUACACGAUACUGGAAAGGCUAUUGUUGACCUGUGGCCUGCAGUGCAGAACGACGUUAUUCAGGCUGGCGGCCCUGGAGACAUGCUGAAGGUGUGGGUUGAGUCGCUGGCAGAGGCUGUGGUGCUGCGCCCGAUGGAUGCAGUGCUGGCCUCGAUUCACGUGGAAUCGGUGGAGGCGUUGGCAAAGACGAACCAAUCCAAGCUUCUCGGCAAAACGAGGGACGAGUUCAACACCUUCGCCUCCAACAGUGUCGUGGACGACGCAGUGAACCUCAAGAGCAUGGACGUUGAGAUUGGCAUCAAGCUGUCGCAGAAGCUUCGGGGCAUGCAGGUGGAACCAUAUGGAGAUAUUGCGAGCACUGCAAAGCGCGUCGGCCUUUUGAUGAUCAAGGCAUUCCACGACGAGCUGUUUGGAGCUUUUACUUCUCCUGUCAACGUCAUGGACUUCGGUAAGCAGCCGGCGAUCGUGGAGAAUCUUGCGUUCGUGUCCGGGGACGGCGACAUGGCGAAGAAGACGUCAGCCAUCAAGAAAUCCAUGGAGCUGUCCAUUCACCUCCACGAGCUCAAGAAGGACGGCCUCACGGAGCCGAGCCAGAUUGCCGAAGCAGUGAAGGAUGGAUUGGCGACUACGGUCAAGAUCCACAGGGCCAUCCAGCAGUUGGACUCGAUCGGCGCUGGUUGCGCCGACGCCAUCGCUGGCUCCAUCGGGCCCCUCAAAGACAAGAGCGAAGUCUUCCUUAAAGAGAUGCAAGAUGAAUACGUGGAGACGCGCCUGCAGGAGCUGAAGCACCACGCCGAGGAGCUUGUAACCAUUGCCAAGGGGUCCAAGGACAAGGACGGGAAGAGCUGGUUGCACGGCUUCAAGGGGUCGACCUUCCAGGACUUGGACAAGCGUGCGACGGCCACCAUCAGCGGCGUGAACCCGAAGGACCUGGUGACUGGCAUUGCGAGUGCGCUCAAGGCGGAGGACAAGGAGUCCGUCGGCGAGGCCACCGCCGCCCUCCAGGGCGCUAAGAUAACGAAGUUGCAGGCGCGUCUGCUGGUCCACCUUGUGAUUGAGGAUGUCGAGAAGCGCAGGGCUGGCGCGAGGGCAGAGAUCCAGGCGGUUCGCCCCGAGAUCCCUGAUUGGGCAGCGGUGCUGCCCGAACCGAUGGUUCGGAAAGUCAAAGAUGCAUUGGCGAUGACAAAGUAG
Molecule: messenger RNA, 2142 nt
Organism: Prorocentrum cordatum
Lineage: Eukaryota; Dinophyceae; Prorocentrales; Prorocentraceae
Source: the annotation of a GenBank genome assembly